UUUACCACGAACGGCGUAACCUGAAAUUCUGGGUAGCAGCAGAGAGCGGGUGAAAGCGAAAGGGGCGGGACGGCCAAUUGCAGUAAUCGCUUGCAUAUGCUGCGUCUUCCCUUUUCUUCUCCUUCGUCUUCUGCUUUUGUCAUUGCUUCAAGUGCUAAAGCAGAGGGACGGGGUUACUGCGGAGGCAACUGACUUCAGACGACCCAAAAAAGGGAAAGAGCUUCUGUUUCUUCUUCCCGUCUCCAUCGGCACACCCUCUCCUCUACCGGGCUCCGGGGUUUCGCCGGUGAAUGGUUCCUUUUCCCCUUUAUUUCAUUGUUCUUUUUCUGUUUCCUGGAUUCCUUUUCCUUUUUAUCUGAUUCCAUUGUUCUUCCUCGUCGUCUUCUUCUCUGGUGAGUCGCUGCUGCUUCAUUUCUUUCCUUUGUCGGUCGACCUCUUCUCCCCUUCACAAAAUUUUCUUUUCCUUGCUCUUGUUUUCUGGAGGGGGGAAACCUAUUCGUGUGUCUGUCGUGUGUGAGAGAGAAUUUUCUUUAAUUUCCAUUAUUUUUCUCUCUCUUACUGUCGAGCUGGACGGAGAUCGGCAGGAUAAGGUAACAAGAAGAAAAAACAAAACAUGGAAAGCGAUAAAGUUCGGUUGGUUUGGAAGAUGCAGUUGGGGGAAAAGGCGGGAAUUCCGUGACUUCUUUAACGCCUUCCCUGGGUGCUGCUUUUGUCGCAAAAGAAAUUUCUUUCUGCUAAAAGGAAGGAAGGACGAAUCAAGUGCAGUUUUUCUCUUGUUUUUUUUCCUAUAUUCAUCAGUCGCGUUCUCCGACGAAAGCGGAAUACAGAAAACGCGUUCGAUUUCUCCAUAUCCCUCAUAAACAAAUUCAUAGAUCAGGGUUGCGCCAUGGAUUUCCUUGACCCUGGGGCCUCGGCCACGGGCCUGACGCGCUAUCGCUCAGCAACCAGCGCGCUCCUCGCCGGCCACCUCGCCGAAGCCGUGGGCGAGGAGAUCUCGACGGCGACGGAAAACACUUUCGCGAAGUUAAUCCCCGAUCGCGAUCCGACGUGCCUCACCUCCGAGUUGAUUGAUUUCCGGCCGACAGUCUUCGGGAACAAGGAAGUGUCGUCCCAGCACCAGCAGGACGGCCAUCCCGCUACGACGUGCUCCUCGUCCAUGCUUUACCGGACGUUAUCGGGGAACCGUGGAGACGUACCGGCGACAUGCGGGGAAGGACUGAGCUGCCUCGGCGUCAACACCGCCGUUAGAAGUAACGGCGGCGUGCUCCUGAGACAUAGCAGUUCUCCUGCCGGCUUCUUCUCGCACCUGACGGUCGAUAACGGGUACUCCGUGAUGAGCAACGUGGGGAGUUUCAGCAGUGGGAACGCGUCGAACGGCGAGACGGCGUCAGCGUCGGCGGCUGCGGCGGCGAGUCGGUUGAAGCAGCAGCUGAGCUUCCAGAGGCAUGCGUCGUCGACUCGGCGGAUGCCUCGGAUACCUGAGAUGAGUUGCGAUACCGACGAGACCGCCGGCAUCUCGGGAAACACCAGGUUGGUAGAUGGAAGCGAGGAUCGGUGCGGUUACCUCUCAGGCUUCCCCAUCGGUUUGUUCGAUGACUCACGGAUCAGUCCGGAGAAGAUUAUGUCCGACUCCACUGCGUCACAUACACAGAAGGUCGGAUCGGUGAGCGGGCACUUCCCCCCUCCUCUUAGCCAUCAGUUCAGUCUGCCAAGGACUUCGGCGGAGAUGGCCGCGCUGGAACAGUAUUUUCUGGAGCAGGACUCCCCGCAAUUCAAGGUUCGGGCCAAGCGCGGAUGUGCUACUCACCCUCGAAGCAUUGCGGAACGGGUCAGGAGAACACGCAUAAGUCAGCGAAUGAGGAAGCUGCAAGAGCUUGUGCCAAACAUGGAAAAGCAAACGAACACUGCGGACAUGCUGGAGCUGGCGGUUGACUAUAUCAAGGAGCUUCGGCAAAAGAUCCAGGCACUUUCCAGAAGUCGAUCAACAUGCACAUGUGGCAGCGCACAGAAUACAUACUGAAGCUCUGGACUAUAAAUUUCUACAUGUAGCAAAAGGCUUUAAAGAAAAAGAAAGUCAAAUUAUUCUCUUUACUUUGAUGGACUAUUAGCCAUUUGUGACGACAGAGUAGCUGGAUUUUAUUUAUGGACCAGAGAAGAAGAAAGAGACAAGUGAGAGUGGAAAUCAGACCUCUUCAGAGUCUGGCAAUUCGAAUCAGGAUGGCUGACUUAUUGCACAGCUGCCAAUAGAAUACAUGUAUGAUAACAUUCUGAUAACUAUGUAAACUUCAUUUCCUUUUUCUCUCUACUUAGACUUUAACAUAGCAUUAGGGUUUUGUUGUGCUCAUCUGUGCUAUCAUCAAUAAUGCUUCGAAGGAUCUUGUUAAUUUGUGAAAUACAAGUGUAGAUUUUUGUUAAUAAUGCAAGAGUGA
Nymphaea colorata (pocket water lily) is the source of this 2429-nucleotide messenger RNA. Its product is annotated as transcription factor bHLH130-like. The transcript has 6 exons. Bases 887 to 2020 code for a protein of 377 amino acids. Lineage: Eukaryota; Viridiplantae; Streptophyta; Magnoliopsida; Nymphaeales; Nymphaeaceae. The record is from RefSeq and is a predicted model, not a curated record. Gene Ontology annotation, cellular component: nucleus. Gene Ontology annotation, biological process: regulation of transcription by RNA polymerase II. Gene Ontology annotation, molecular function: protein dimerization activity; DNA-binding transcription factor activity, RNA polymerase II-specific; RNA polymerase II cis-regulatory region sequence-specific DNA binding.